AUGGGCCACGGUGAUAAAGGUCCACCAGAGAUCUCACUGGAACGCCUGCGCAGUCUGCCGGAUGAAGAGCGAGCCGGCAAGCUGGAUCAAGAAGUGGUGGAGAGCAUCCUCUACACGGCCACGGGGGAGAAUGGGGAAACUGGGGAGGAGGUGGAUUUCGAAAGCUUCUGUGUGGCCUGCCGCCUGGUUUCGCAGAUGCAAGAACUCGGCACCUUUGCUUCCAUUGCAGACGUCCCGGGCAAGCCUCCCUACUUCGAGGAGGCAGCAGAGGCAGAGCAAACCCCGACUGGCGAGUUUGACUUUGAAGGGGUUGCCCUGGGCAUCAACACAGGUGCAGCGGAACCGACAAGCAUUCCGACAGGGGUGCUGGAUGUGGACGCCCCGAUCAGAGGUACCGAGGAACACCACGAGUCGUCUCGUGGCACCAGCAACACUUUCUCUCAGAGGUUUGCCGGAAGCUCGGCUGCUAUGGAAGCGAUCCUCAGUCGGGCGCAGCCUUCCGAUCCCAGGCUGGUCCGCCUGGAAGGCGAGCUGGUGAAGUGCCGGAAGGAAGUUGAAGCCUACCUGGGCGAAAAGACUGCCUGCUCUCCACCGAGCAGCAAGCAGAUGACCCUUGACCCAUGUACUUCACCUACACAGGCUGACUUCUACAAGGCGGUCAGCGACGGCAAGCCAGACUUGGUGAACACCUUAAUUCGUUCCCGGGCGGAUCCCACACAGCUCGACAAAUUUGGUCGGACGGCUCUGUUUGUAGCAGUCUUGAAUGCACGAACGUUAGCCAAUGGUCCCUCUCUUGAUGAUUCCCGCCGUUACAUCGACAUCCUCCUCAAGUCCGGAUGCCGAUGUGAUUGGGUGGACAAGGACGGCUUUGACAUUCGGAAACACCUGCAGCAGCUACUGGAUUCCGUCGACAAACACCGCUGCAACAUUCCAAAGCUCUUCCUCCCCCUGGACACUGCGCACAAUGGCGUGCAGACGUGCACGAAGACACCUCAGGAGGUGGUGGCUUUGUGGAGAACCAGCAAACCUUGCGAUGUUGUUCGACUUCUCCACGAGGUGUUGAGCCAGCCGAAGCCGGAGGAGGUCUUGACGACCUUGGAGCAGCUUCGAGACUUCGCAGCGGGCGCCGGACUCCCCGACCCGCUAACGGGUCGAAGCUCCCUGCAUGUGGCCGCGCUCUAUGGCCACCAGGAGGCUGUGGCGAUUUUGCUGCGACACAGGUGUGACCCGUUGAAGACCGACAUCCUUGGCAGAACAGCCCUGCAUGUUGCUGCAGCGCGAGGGCAUGUGGAAUGCAGCAGAACCAUUCUCCGCCAUUGGUUUCAGGACGGUGGAACCAGGGCCCUCCUCGCAAAAGAGGACCUCUUUGGCGACACGCCUUUGAUCGCAGCGGAGAAGAACGCACAGCACGAGGUUGCCUCCAUCCUCGAGGAUGCGGAGACCCCGCGGCUCUGGAUGCUCUGUGAAGAGGAGGAGGAUCGAAAAGAUGGCGAAGAUGCGAAG
Messenger RNA from Symbiodinium necroappetens, 1503 nucleotides. The record is from the annotation of a GenBank genome assembly. NCBI's taxonomy places the organism in Eukaryota, Dinophyceae, Suessiales, Symbiodiniaceae.